AUGACGCUUAGGCUGGUCACAGUUCUUUAUGGACUAUUUGGGGCAAUAUACGUCACUUCCGGUCAACAGAGAAAUGGCAAUAAUGGACCCGAAUUCGGAUUUGCAAGGCCGCUUAACGAUCCUAGUGCAGUUGACCCGGAUCCAUUUGGAAGGAAUCUUUUCUCCGGUUCUGAGUCCAUGCCUAAUCUUGAAAGCCUCGCUAAUGUGCCAUUAGAUUUCUUGGGAGGAACUACCAUCAGGCCACCACAUUCUUCAGUUAAUAACCUGUUUGAUAAUAUCACUCCACCUGAUUCAUCUGGAAACAAUGCGUUAUUCUCAAAUGGAAAUUUUAUUGAUGACAUGAUUUCAGGGACGAAUUUCCAACUGCCCCCUGGAACCAGUAAUGAUAUUCCUCCGAACAAUACUAUUCGUGUUUCUGAUUCUGUAACAGACCGUCAACGUGAAGCGUCGCCAAUAGGACCAGAAUUACCGGAUCUCCGUUCUAUGAUGUCAAUGACUGGUCAAUCAUCGACAACUCAGGGGUCUUCAGAAUUAACUAGGAACCAACCUAGUCCUAAUGCUAAUACAAUUUUUCACCAGAACUUGCCACACGAACAGCUGCCUCCUUCUUUAACCAAUCAGGCAAAUACUGCAUCACCCGCAUCUUCUGUAAUUAGAGAUUGGUUAUCAAUUACUUCAGGACAAGAUCAACUUAACACUCCAGUAAAUAGCAGUCCUGCAGAUACACAGCCUUCAUUUCCUUCUUUUCCUAGUAGUCGGCAACCUUUGACAGAUUCUUUAGCACAAAAUAGCAACCAACUCCCUGCUCAAAACAGUAUGAACAGUAUGUUAAUUCAAAAUAACCUACCGGCGGAUCGAGCUGCUAAAUCUGAUAUGUGGUCACACAACUCAUUGUUCAACAGUCCAAAUUUAGGCGAACCGUCUGAUGUCUUUGGGAAUAUGAAUAUUCCAAUCAAUUUUCCAUUGGGAGGGAACAUUGCUCGAAAUGGAAUUGGUGGACAACAAAGACAAUCAGUGUCUGAUAUGGGCGAAAAUAGGAUUCAUGUAAAUCAACCACUGCGCCGAGCUCCUCUUAACACUAACAUUAGACAACAGGUUAACAGACCUCUUUUGCCACCUCCGCGAUCAACCUUUCAGCCUAGAAUUCCAACGAGUUUACCUCAAUUUUCUAAUGUACGACAACCCAUCGUAAAUGAACUAGGUGUGUUCCAAAUAGGAGGCGGGCCUCCAAUACGGGGACGUCCAGUACAGGGACGACCUCCAUUACAAGGACCUCCAAUACAGGGGCCACCAGUACAGGGGCCUCCAUUACGGGGACCUCCAUUACAAGGACCUCCAAUACAGGGGCCACCAGUACAGGGGCCUUCAUUACGGGGACCUCCAAUUCAGGGAUCUUCAAUACAAGGACUCCCAGUACAGGGACCUCCAUUACGAGGACCUCCAGUUCAGGGACCUCCAAUACAGCAAGGUCAAAUAAACCCGGGCAAUGGAAUUGAGCCGCGAACUGUGGCUAGAGAUAUCUUCCGAAAUCCUUUCAGAACAGUCCAAAAUGUUGUGAGUAGCUUUAGAAACGAACAAGGAAACAAUUUUAUUAGCGCAGAUUCUGCAGGUAUAACAUCACCUAGGUUACCAAAUAUUCGCCCUAACUUUAUAGAUUCACAAAGAAUUCAGCAACAACAGCAACAAGUUUUUACAGGGAUCCAGCAACAACAAUUGCAGCCGACUGCAAUGAAUAGCUUUGCACCACUACCACAACCAUUGCCAGCACAGAGGACAUUUCAGAAUACCGUAGCCCAGGGAUCAAUGAUUGAUUCACAAAAUAGACCAAUGCCAGUAAAUAAUUUGGAAAUUCCUAAUUUUAACGGUCCAUCUAUACCAAACUCGCAAUUUACACCGAAUUUAAUUCGUUCGAAUAUUCAACGAAAUCUUGGCCGCACUAGUCCAAACUCAAUACCUGUAGAAAAUGGCAACGCAGUGCGAUUUAUAAACGAUCAACGCACCAGGAAUUUAAAUACACAAGUCUGGGACGGGAUACAAGAUAGGUCUCAAAACUUUGGAAGAGAUCCAACGAUGUUAUCAAAUAAUCAGAUAGGACAGCGAUCUAUUAAUGCUGCAUUUGUGACCACACCUCAGUUUCGUGUUAAUCAGGGAUUACCCCAAUCGUUACGACAAGGCCUUCCAAUUUUUUCACGAAGACAGCUAAUUCGAAUUCCAAGCAACGUUGCACCAACACUUCGUCCUCCCUUUCGUCCUUCCCAGCCGACAGCAAGAUUUCCAAACCCGUCUCAAAUCCCCUUGAACAGAAUUCCUUUCCAAAAUUCUCCGACGCGACCUACGUUUCGGACAGAACGUCGACGACAGAGGCAGCGCGGGCGACAGCCUGAGACUCAAAAUCAACUUCAACAAGACAUUUCAGGCAGACGAACCUUCCAGAACCGAAGACGACCUCAGUUUCCUAGCCGACAAAUGCCAAAUCAGAUGAGAAUCGAUAUUCCUCUCAACCCGCAAACAAAUAAUAACCCUUUCGGAAUACGACAGAUUGCUCCCCCAGUCUCGCCCAUUAUAGCGAGCGAAGAACUUCCUUUUAUGGGCAGUGGGUUUUUCAAUCCUCGAGUGAUGAUGUUUUCUGAUGUUGAAGUCAAGCCAUCGUCCAAAAAAAGAAUUAAGCCUGUCUCAAAACAAAAUGCUACACAAAAUUUAUUAGAAAAAGCUACUAUGCAAGGACUAAGAAAAAUUGAAUACAUUAAUACACCUGUUGUGAAAGAAAAUAGAGUAUUUUAAUGUCAAAAAUCAAUUCAUCGUAACUCUUUUACGGUUAUGUUCAGUAAUGGUGCUUUAAAAUUGAAUUUCGUUUUUAAGUGGUUAUGAAGAUAAAUAUUAUAGAACUUUUCACUGUGGGGCAGGUUAGGGUGGGUGAAGGGUUGAGAUAUCUUAGGGACCUCUAUAUUAGCUGAUGUACAUUGACCAAUUUCAAAUCAAUUAUAAAACACUACAUGUAUGUAUACUUUUGAAAUCAGAAAAAAAAUUACUGGCGCGAAUGCUACACUUAAAUCAACAUUCUUCUUUCGUCGAAAACCAACCAGCAAUCAGGUUUAUUCAUCCAUGUAUAAAAUACAUAUUCUUAGUACAUUCACAUAUUGAUGAAACAAAAGCCGUUGUUAUCUCGAUCAUUAAUUAUCAUAAUAUUAAAGGCGAAGUAAAUCUAUCGGGGUAUCUUGAUAUAUCAUGAUCAGGGUAAAUGAAAUUAUACCAUAUUUAAAACAUGAAACAUCACUGCACUGCAUUUUUGAUAAUAUCGAACAUAUAUUAUAUAUUAAUAUAUAUUCUUAUAAGAGGGUUUUAAACACGGGACUUGCAGUCCAAUAGGUUACGUUUUAUCCUACUGUGCUAUGUUGAUUGACAAGGAUUAUUAGAGAUUAACAACAUUAUUUUUGAUUAUUCUUUUUAAUAAAAAGAAAACAAGUCAAGAUUUUUUCUAUUUUUAUACGUAAAUAAUGUGCAGACUGCGUUUAUAAAACACAACUUUCUAGUGAAAUUCAUUUACAUUUAAAGUGACAAUUGGCGGUUUAUUACCAGUAAAAGGGUUGGAUAUUUUUUAUAUGUUUUCGGUAGUCACUAAAUGUAAGCGAUAUAAGCGGCAAGUCUUGAUCUUGAAAAUAUUUAUUAUACGACUCACAAAAUCUAGAUUGACACACUUCUGUUGUAUAAUAUCUUUGUGGGAAAGAUAUUAAGAGGCUCUAAUUGGAGUAAAUUUUCAUUAUUGUCAUCCUGUUUACAAAUUGGUUUAAGAUUGAA
This is a messenger RNA of Magallana angulata, 3795 nucleotides long. RefSeq lists its product as uncharacterized. The transcript has 3 exons. The record is from RefSeq and is a predicted model, not a curated record. Lineage: Eukaryota; Metazoa; Mollusca; Bivalvia; Ostreida; Ostreidae. The coding region runs from base 1 to 2781 and encodes 926 amino acids.